AUGAAGAAGUUGCUCCAAAAAUUAGACUGUAUUGCAGGGUUUAAAAAAAAUAGAGGAGAAGGAAAAGGAGAAGGAGAUGGAGGGGAUAAGACUUCUUUGAAGAAGACAGUGAAAAGACUGAGGAAAUAUGAGGCUGCUUCUGGACAGAGAGUAAAUAUGGACAAGAGUAGUUUCUAUAUUCAUCAUAAGGUAGAUCUGCACAGAGAGAGAAGAAUUCGGAAGAUCACUAAUAUGAGAAAAGGAUCAUUUCCUUUCAUUUACCUUGGUUGUCCUGUUUUCUAUGGGAGAAGGAAGAGUAUAUACUAUGCUGAUUUAGUGAAGAAGGAAGCAGAAAUAAACAUUGGGUGGCAUGGGAUAAUGUGUUUGCCAAAGGAAGAAGGGGGCAUUGAUUUUAGAUCUCUACAUGACAUCUCAAAUGCUUUAUUUGCUAAGUUAUGGUGGAGUUUUAGAACUUCAAAUAGCCUAUGGAGUGUAUAUAUGUGGAACAAAUAUUGUAAGAAGCUACAUCUAGUAAUAGCACAAGCCAGGGGAGGAUCAAAUGCAUGGAAGAAGAUGGUAUUGGUAAGAGAGCAAGUUGAGCACAAUAUCUGGUGGCAAAUGAAGAAUGGAAGUUCAAGUUUCUGGUUUGAGAAUUGGACAAAACUUGGUGCACUUUACUAUGUGAUUACAGAAUCCAACUUUGAUGCAGAGGUGGAAGUCAAGGAGUAUGUUGCAGGAGAUAGGUGGAAUUUAGAGAGAUUAUAUGAAGUUUUACCAGAAGAAGUUGUUAAUCAUAUCCAACAACAUAUCAAGGUGCCUUUAGAAUUAGAGGGGGAUGACAAAGCGUGGUGGCAACUAACCAAGAAUGGAUUGUUUACAGUCAAAUCUGCUUGGGACUAUAUGAGGCAGAGAGAGGAAAAAAGAGAAGUUUUUAAUUUCAUUUGGGAAAAAGGAGUUCCAAUAAAGAUUAGUUUUAACAUGGAGGGAAGACAUCUACAUCAGGCUAUUUUAACUUGGUGGAUAGCAGAUGUUAGCACUAAGUUACAGGCUAUAUUUAGAGCAGUUCCAGCUACUGUCAUGUGGGAGUUAUGGAAAAUGAGAAAUGCAGUCAACAUGGGAAUAACAUCACAUAUAGCAGGCUAG
Lycium barbarum (goji berry) is the source of this 1122-nucleotide messenger RNA. RefSeq lists its product as uncharacterized. Bases 1 to 1122 code for a protein of 373 amino acids. The record is from RefSeq and is a predicted model, not a curated record. The transcript has 4 exons. Lineage: Eukaryota; Viridiplantae; Streptophyta; Magnoliopsida; Solanales; Solanaceae.